GGAGGGGGCACUUCCGGGGGUCCUUCCCCUUUAACCUCCCCCUUCUCCUCCCUCUCCGGUAGCGGGAGCCCGACACCCCACCCCGGGGGCGGGGCCCUUGCAGUGACACGUCGGACAGCUGCGGCCGCGGCUGAGGCUCCAGUGCCGAGCGCAAGAACCCUGCGCAGCCCAGAGCAGCUGCUGGAGGGGAAUCGAGGCGCGGCUCCGGGGAUUCGGCUCGGGCCGCUGGCUCUGCUCUGCGGGGAGGGAGCGGGCCCGCCCGCGGGGCCCGAGCCCUCCGGAUCCGCCCCCUCCCCGGUCCCGCCCCCUCGGAGCCUCCUCCGGCUGCUCUGGGGCUUCGCCGGGGCCCGGGACCCGCGGUCAGGGCGCCAUGCGGGCAUCGCUGCUGCUGUCGGUGCUGCGGCCCGCAGGGCCCGUGGCCGUGGGCAUCUCCCUGGGCUUCACCCUGAGCCUGCUCAGCGUCACCUGGGUGGAGGAGGCGUGCGGCCCAGGCCCGCCCCAACCUGGAGACUCUGAGCUGCCGCCGCGCGGCAACACCAACGCGGCGCGCCGGCCCAACUCGGUGCAGCCCGGAGCGGAGCGCGAGAAGCCCGGGGCCGGCGAAGGCGCCGGGGAGAAUUGGGAGCCGCGCGUCUUGCCCUACCACCCCGCACAGCCCGGCCAGGCCGCCAAAAAGGCCGUCAGGACCCGCUACAUCAGCACGGAGCUGGGCAUCAGGCAGAGGCUGCUGGUGGCGGUGCUGACCUCUCAGGCCACGCUGCCCACGCUGGGCGUGGCCGUGAACCGCACGCUGGGGCACCGGCUGGAGCGUGUGGUGUUCCUGACGGGCGCACGGGGCCGCCGGGCCCCACCUGGCAUGGCGGUGGUGACGCUGGGCGAGGAGCGACCCAUCGGGCACCUGCACCUGGCGCUGCGCCACCUGCUGGAGCAGCACGGCGACGACUUUGACUGGUUCUUCCUGGUGCCUGACACCACCUACACCGAGGCGCACGGCCUGGCACGGCUAACUGGCCACCUCAGCCUGGCCUCCGCCGCCCACCUGUACCUGGGCCGGCCCCAGGACUUCAUCGGCGGAGAGCCCACCCCCGGCCGCUACUGCCACGGAGGCUUUGGGGUGCUGCUCUCGCGCAUGCUGCUGCAGCAACUGCGCCCCCACCUGGAAGGCUGCCGCAACGACAUCGUCAGUGCGCGCCCUGACGAGUGGCUGGGUCGCUGCAUUCUCGAUGCCACCGGGGUGGGCUGCACCGGUGACCACGAGGGGGUGCACUAUAGCCAUCUGGAGCUGAGCACUGGGGAGCCAGUGCAGGAGGGGGACCCUCGUUUCCGAAGUGCCCUGACAGCCCACCCUGUGCGUGACCCUGUGCACAUGUACCAGCUGCACAAGGCUUUCGCCCGAGCUGAACUGGAACGCACGUACCAGGAGAUCCAGGAGUUACAGUGGGAGAUCCAGAAUACCAGCCGUCUGGCCGUUGAUGGGGACCGGGCAGCUGCCUGGCCCGUGGGCAUUCCAGCACCAUCCCGCCCGGCCUCCCGCUUUGAGGUGCUGCGCUGGGACUACUUCACGGAGCAGCAUGCUUUCUCCUGCGCCGAUGGCUCACCCCGCUGCCCACUGCGUGGGGCUGACCGGGCUGAUGUGGCCGAUGUUCUGGGGACAGCUCUAGAGGAGCUCAACCGCCGCUACCACCCGGCCUUGCGGCUCCAGAAGCAGCAGCUGGUGAAUGGCUACCGACGCUUUGAUCCAGCCCGAGGUAUGGAAUACACGCUGGACUUGCAGCUGGAGGCACUGACCCCCCAGGGAGGCCGCCGGCCCCUCACUCGCCGAGUGCAGCUGCUCCGGCCGCUGAGCCGCGUGGAGAUCUUGCCUGUGCCCUAUGUCACUGAGGCCUCACGUCUCACUGUGCUGCUGCCUCUAGCUGCGGCUGAGCGUGACCUGGCCCCUGGCUUCCUGGAGGCCUUUGCCACUGCAGCACUGGAGCCUGGUGAUGCUGCGGCAGCCCUGACCCUGCUGCUACUGUAUGAGCCGCGCCAGGCCCAGCGCGCGGCCCAUGCAGAUGUCUUCGCACCUGUCAAGGCCCACGUGGCAGAGCUGGAGCGGCGUUUCCCCGGUGCCCGGGUGCCAUGGCUCAGUGUGCAGACAGCCGUACCCUCACCACUGCGCCUCAUGGAUCUACUCUCCAAGAAGCACCCGCUGGACACGCUGUUCCUGCUGGCCGGGCCAGACACGGUGCUCACGCCUGACUUCCUGAACCGCUGCCGCAUGCAUGCCAUCUCCGGCUGGCAGGCCUUCUUUCCCAUGCACUUCCAAGCCUUCCACCCAGCUGUGGCCCCACCACAAGGGCCUGGGCCCCCAGAGCUGGGCCGUGACACUGGCCGCUUUGAUCGCCAGGCAGCCAGCGAGGCCUGCUUCUACAACUCUGACUACGUGGCAGCCCGUGGGCGCCUGGCGGCAGCCUCAGAACAAGAAGAGGAGCUGCUGGAGAGCCUGGAUGUGUACGAGCUGUUCCUCCACUUCUCCAGUCUGCAUGUGCUGCGGGCGGUGGAGCCGGCGCUGCUGCAGCGCUACCGGGCCCAGACGUGCAGCGCGAGGCUCAGUGAGGACCUGUACCACCGCUGCCGCCAGAGCAUGCUUGAGGGCCUCGGCUCCCGAACCCAGCUGGCCAUGCUACUCUUUGAGCAGGAGCAGGGCAACAGCACCUGACCCCACCCUGUCCCCGUGGGCCAUGGCAUGUCCACACCCCACCCCACUCCUCCCCCAAAACCAGAGCCACCUGCCAGCCUCGCUGGGCAGGGCUGGCCGUAGCCAGACCCCAAGCUGGCCCACUGGUCCCCUCUCUGGCUUUGUGGGUCCCUGGGCUCUGGACAAGCACUGGGGCAGGUGCUCCCAGAGCCACCCCCUUCUCGUCCCAAACCCAGUUUCCCUGCCCCCUGACGCUGCUGAUUCGGGCUGUGGCCUCCACAUAUUUAUGCAGUACAGUCUGCCUGACGCCAGCCCUGCCUCUGGGCCCUGGGGGCUGGGCUGUAGAAGAGUUGUUGGGGAAGAAGGGAGCUGAGGAGGGGGCAUCUCCCAACUUCUCCCUUUUUGACCCUGCCAAAGCUCCCUGCCUUUAAUAAACUGGCCAAGUGUGGA
Molecule: messenger RNA, 3127 nt
Organism: Pongo pygmaeus (Bornean orangutan)
Lineage: Eukaryota; Metazoa; Chordata; Mammalia; Primates; Hominidae
Gene: CHPF
Product: chondroitin polymerizing factor
Exons: 4
Coding region: 371-2698 (775 amino acids)
Cellular component (GO): Golgi cisterna membrane
Molecular function (GO): glucuronosyl-N-acetylgalactosaminyl-proteoglycan 4-beta-N-acetylgalactosaminyltransferase activity
Source: RefSeq, a predicted model, not a curated record